GUUUGACAGCCGCGCGCUGCAUGCCGGGAUAUAUCACGCUCUUGUUUACAAGAUAGUAGAGAGGGUAUUUUGCUCUGACUUACAAACAAAAACGUAUUACGUUGCCACACUUGAGCUUUCUUCAGGCUACGUGUCGCUGAACAAAUUGAAGGUAUUUGACACGGAGCGUCGCAGACUCGAGCGGACUGAAUCUCGCUGAAACAGCAGCCCGCAGACUGACUGAGGACAUUUUUUUGCACCGUCACUGACAGACAGACAGACAGGACUAUAUCACUGUUCAAAUCACAGAGGACUGUAAAUUAGGCCUGCAGGAGGGUACCUGAAUCCAGCCGAAUGAACAGAGCGGCUGCAAAGCAUCUAAUUGAGCGCUACUUUCGGCAGUUAACUGAAGGCUGUGGAAAUGGCGACUGCACGAAUGAGUUUUGCGCAUCAUGCUGUGAUUUUCGACCUUUGGAUAGAAAUUCAGCAGCUGCCAAAGCGCUUGAGCUGUUUAAAAAUAAUGCCAAACUCUGCAAUCCUCACCCCUCCAAGAAAGAAUCAUCUGACACCCCACAUUCAGACUCCAGUGCCAACGAAAACAUUAAUCUGGACAGUAAGAUGAGCGAUACGGACCUCUGUCCCACCAAGGAGGACUUCUCAGAUGUUCAUUAUCUCACAGAGAACACUGUAUGUAUGAUCCUGAGUUUCUGCGAGGAGGAAGGAGACUACUCCGCUCUCAUCCGCGUCAUCGGCAGGAUUUUCUCCAAUGCAGAUGCCCUGAUGAAGAGUUUCAGGAAGGAUGAACCCAAUGCUACUGAAAACCUUGACUCUUUUAAACCAACAGAUGUGGACAAGCAUGAAGAGCAGAGUGAGCAAACCUUAGAGAAGACGGGUGCUUCCUCUGCAGCUGCUUUACCAGACGAGGGUCCUAAUGAAGCGUUCGACCCUUGUGAGGUUACAGUGGACAUCGGCGCCGUGAGGAGAGUCUAUGACAGACUUCUAAACAUCGACCAGGUAGAGGCAGCUCUUGUAAAUGCACUCAUUUACCUCACUCCAAAUAUGGAACUUGACCUGGAAUACCUUGAUGUGUAUGAAACAAACCCAGAUUACCUGAACAUCUUCAUCAUCGUGCUGGAGAACAGUAACCUUCACAGCCCCGAGUACCUGGAAGUGGCAUUGCCGCAGUUCUGCAAAGCGAUGAGCAAGCUGCCGGUGACUGCGCUCGCCAGGCUGUCAAAGCUCUGGUCCAUGUACGGUCUCCCACACACCCGCCGUAUGAUGGAGACCUUCCAGCAGCUUAUCACUUUCACAGUCGUCAGCAAUGAAUAUGACAGUGAAAAUCUGGUAAAUGAUGACACGACUGUGGUGGCUGCGACCCAGUGUUUAAAAGUUGUCUUCUACGCAAGUAUCCUCGGUGGUGAUGUUAAUGUGGAGCACAACGACGAGGAAGAGGAAGACUUGGAGUCCGAUGAGCUCAGCCUACAUGAGCUGCUGGGUGAGGAGCGGCUCUAUAAGAAGGGUCCCCGGGUCGAUCCUCUGGAGAAAGAACUGGGUGUCAGACCUAUAGAUAGCAUAAGACCCCUCAUCCCCUUUGAGGAUUUUAUUAACGAGUCAGUGAACGAAGUGGUGGAGAUGGACAAGGAUUUCACCUUCUUCAAGGUCAACGCUGAAACCAAGUUUUCUUUCCAGACCUGCCCCUUCAUCCUCAAUGUCAUCACCAAGAACCAAGGGCUGUACUACGAUAACAGGAUCAGGAUGUACAGCGAGCGACGCCUCACGGCCCUCUACAGCAUGGCCCAGGGCCAGCAGCCCAACCCCUAUCUCAAGCUCAAAGUACGCAGAGAUCACAUCAUCGACGACGCCCUCGUCAGACUGGAGAUGAUCUCCAUGGAGAAUCCGUCUGACCUGAAGAAGCAGCUGUUUGUUGAGUUUGAGGGGGAGCAAGGAGUAGACGAGGGAGGGGUUUCAAAGGAGUUCUUCCAGUUGGUCUUGGAAGAAAUUUUCAAUCCUGACAUAGGAAUGUUCACCUACGACGACGACACAAAACUUUUUUGGUUUAAUUCAUCCUCACUGGAGAAUGAAGCGCAGUACACUCUCGUUGGACUCGUCCUGGGGCUUGCCAUUUACAACAACUGCAUCUUGGACGUACAUUUCCCUAUGGUUGUCUACAGGAAACUCAUGGGCAAGAAAGGGACCUACUUGGACCUGUCAGACUCACAUGCAGUUCUCUACCAGAGUCUGAAGGAGUUGCUUGAAUAUACCGGCAAUGUAGAGGAAGACAUGAUGCUCACCUUCCAGAUAUCACACACUGACCUUUUUGGAAACCCGGUCUUAUAUGACUUAAAAGAGCAGGGAGACCAGAUCCCUGUUACUAAGGAGAAUAGACAGGAGUUUGUGGACCUCUAUGCUGACUACAUACUGAACAAGAGCGUGGAGAGACAAUUCAAAGCCUUCAAAAAAGGUUUUCUAAUUGUCACAAACGAAUCCCCACUGAAAUAUUUGUUUAGACCUGAAGAAGUAGAGCUGCUUAUCUGCGGAAGCAGGAAACUUGACUUUGAAGCACUUGAAAAGACAACAGAAUACGAUGGAGGUUAUAGCAAAGACAGUCAAAUUAUCAAAGAUUUCUGGGAAACGAUUCACUCCUUUGGAGAGGAGCAGAAGAGGUUGUUUCUUCAGUUUACCACCGGCACAGACAGAGCACCAGUUGGUGGGCUCGGCAAAUUAAAAAUGAUCAUCGCCAAGAAUGGCUCUGACACAGACAGGCUACCAACCUCUCACACCUGCUUUAAUGCGCUGCUGCUCCCAGAAUACUCCUCCAAGGAAAAACUGAAAGAAAGACUCCUCAAGGCCAUCACUUAUGCCAAAGGAUUUGGGAUGCUGUGACAGAUCCACAAAGAAAGUUUUCUGACUGCAUUUUAAUAAAAAAGGGAGUAUCACAAAAAUACAGAGGGAAGUGACAUGAAACAAAAUGCUGCAAUAACCCCGUGCCUAACCAACCUCUACCAGUCAUACUCCACUGUCGGCCUUUCACUCUGAGGCCUAACUUCCUUUGAGAGUUACUUUCAUAUACAGUACAUUUGGUUUCCCAAAGAGUUUAACAUGGCACUUAAAUGAUUUCUUUUUUCUUGUGUGUUUUGUUUCUGGGCAAACGUGAACAAUAUUUGAUUUGUGAAACUGUGAAAGUGCACUUAUACACUGGAUUUUAGUGAAUGCCACAUAUAUACAGUAUAUUUAUUGACUUAGUCUGACUUUUCUCAUGUUUUUCACUUCCUCAUGGUGUAGCAGUAUUCAGUCCUCAGGCUCUAUUCCCACAACUGAGUGGACUGAGGAUAAUGGUGCUCCUCGGUUACAAUUGUCAUUGUAGUGUGUUGAGGUGAAGCUUUUUAUAUUACUGCUAACCCAAAUAGCCUCACUGACAAGCUUAUAUUUGAACUUUUUCCUGUCAGUAUGAGAACAAACUCACAUUAACCUAACGGUUAUUUUAAAGUAUUUCUGUGUUGUGCCUCUUGUAUUACAUAUAAAAUGAAUACUGUGUUUUGUGAAACAGUGAACCUGACCAGAUAGUGUGGUUUCGAUAGCUUGCAGGGUUUCACAAUAUAUUUACUGGCUGGUCAGGUUCAGACUUUCACAUCCUAAAAGAAGUGUUUCUCUUCUUUCGGUUUGUUUCUAUUAAGUGUUUUUCGAUUGCACACUUGUAAGUGCAGUUGCCAAAUGUGCAAUGCCCCUAUAAGGAAAAGAGUCACAUGAAAUGUUUUAUUUGGCCAAAUAUCUCAGGUACAUAAAGAAUGUGCAGAUAAUGUGAAACUCUUAUGUAAAUUAACUAUUAUGCAAAGUAAAUAAAGGUGAAAAAAUCUA
Messenger RNA from Siniperca chuatsi (mandarin fish), 3834 nucleotides. It is a transcript of the gene ube3a, whose product is annotated as ubiquitin protein ligase E3A. Bases 334 to 2862 code for a protein of 842 amino acids. Gene Ontology annotation, biological process: regulation of ubiquitin-dependent protein catabolic process; protein polyubiquitination. The record is from RefSeq and is a predicted model, not a curated record. The transcript has 11 exons. Gene Ontology annotation, molecular function: ubiquitin protein ligase activity. NCBI's taxonomy places the organism in Eukaryota, Metazoa, Chordata, Actinopteri, Centrarchiformes, Sinipercidae. Gene Ontology annotation, cellular component: cytosol.